This is a messenger RNA of Epithele typhae, 834 nucleotides long. RefSeq lists its product as uncharacterized. The transcript is spliced from 6 exons. Lineage: Eukaryota; Fungi; Basidiomycota; Agaricomycetes; Polyporales; Epitheliaceae. The coding region runs from base 1 to 834 and encodes 277 amino acids. The record is from RefSeq and is a predicted model, not a curated record.
AUGCGCCUUUAUGGCGACGUCUUCAAUGUGGUAAUGGACGAGUUUCCAGAGUUUGCUAACCAUGCCGAAUAUAUGAAGACAGUCGGUUUUGAUGCAUUGGACGCUGUUUCUUCCUAUAUCAUCGGGCUCGGUGGGUGCAUGCGUAGCGACGACAUCAGCCGCAUCAAAAGGAACCCCAGGAACUUCAUCCCAAUUCCUCUGACAGCGAGCGGUUCCGUCGAGGUCGACAAGCUGAAGGCGUCUCGAGGCUUCAAUGACCCACGAGGUUGCGGAAGUUUGCUUGUUCCCCUCACCCAGUACGCUACAUACUUGGCUGAUCCCGAGGAGUUCGCAACACGGGUCCGCCUCGCGCUGAUCAAACUGGCACCUGACGACUACCCUUGCGCCUUCUUUGACUUUGACAAGUUCCCGUCCGAUGGCUCCGGAGUCCCCUCCGGUCACGAGCUUCGAGAGGCGUUCCUUCGUGGCCCUCUGUUGUAUAAUUUCUACACCGCAUUUUAUAUCGGGACCAAUGAGGACCCCACGGAGUCUAAGCGGGGCCAGAAGUCUGUCGCUGCCAAGAGCGGCACCACGCACUCCACCAUUCACUCCAUUAUCUACGCUGCGACCCUACUGCGCUUCAUGCUCAGCGACCAGGUGUUCUGGUCGGAGACUGAUUGUGGUUUUUCCAAUCGCAAGUUCUCGGACUCCGUCCUCCUGAUCUCUGUGAAGUACCCUCAGUGGACUGAAAGGCUCCUCAAGUACUAUGACCAAGUCUUUGAGUCUGUUAGAGAGGAGCACGAGUUCGUCAUUGGCGGCCAGCCAGACUCCGCUUUCUCUCUGAUGUCCGCUUAG